AUGAACACACAGCCUCCAUACCCGCUGAACAGACCUGGAACUCGUGAUGUGACACGCCAAAAUAGUGCUGAGAAAGAAUGGAGAAGCUGGCCGUCGGUGAAGGCAACUAUUCCUAAUUUGCCCCACGGUACAACAACCUACGAUAUCCAUAAGAAUCUCCAGCGCUUUGGGAGACUAGAAUACAUCCGCAUCGAGGAGACUCGUCAAGGCAACUUCGCCAGAUUUGCUCAGGUUGUUUUCAAACCUCCGCCCAUUCGGAGAGCUCCAUGGGACCCGGCGUACAAACAUGGCAUUGACUUCCCUCUUCGAAGCAAAGAUGGUGAAAGACCAAACAGAGUGAGGGUGUACUUGUCCCAAAACCAACCCACGAUUCAAGUCUUUCGGAGUCGUGCUUACUCUGGCCUGACAUAUCCGUCCGAAAUGACCCUGUUAGGCUACUCGAUCGACUUCGGCUAUCUUCAAAAUCCGUCACUGAUGGUCGUUAAGGCGAGCAAGUCCGAAAUCCACGGUGCCGGUGUCAGACUGCUUCUCAAUCUGAAACGCCUAGAAUUGGAAGUCCACUUUCCCGUACUGAUCAAAUCAAAGGGCAAGACCAGCGAAAGAGUUUACCGAUUCUUUCUAGCUCUCGACGAUCAAUUUUCUCUUUCUGAAGUUCCAAAUGGAGUGUUGUCUUCAUUGGUGAUCCAUGCAAAGCAUCCGCCCUGCUAUUCAAGGCAACUGAAGGAGGCCAUGCAGCUGAGUCACGACCCGAAGUCAUACAGAUGGUCCGCGGAUGAUACAUGGUCUCGACAGACCGACCUUGUUGACGAAAAGGAAACAUAUACAAAGAUCGACAGCAGUCCUGUGUCAGUGCAAAAGCUCUACAACAGCAUUGAUAUUGGCCGUUGGACGACCUUCCGGGUCACUAUCAAGCCAUGCACUGACCGCCCCGACAAUUCUUCGGAAUUCUUCCUCAAGGCUCUUGCCGAUUUCAACAUACGCAUCACUCGUGAUCCUUCGUUCAGGGUCAUACCAGGCCAAACUGGCGUGGCGCCUGUUUGGCGUAUGUUGAGUGGUACUUCCUCACUUCAAUCCUUCUCGGACCAGCUUUCCUUGCCAUAUCUUGGUUUCGAUUUGAGAUAUCAACUUGAGGUUUGUAUCUCCAAAGGCUGGCUCAAUGAGUACAGUUUGGACGACAAGUUCCUGCGACAGCUUACAGCAAUGCGACCUGAGCGUGCGAAGCAGAUGCUCGUUCAUGUCGAUUCAUACCAACAGAGAGUCUACGAUCCCAUGUCCAUCUUUACCGAUCUUCGUUACUCAAAGCCUGUCCGUGCUCGUCCACUGCCAGUGAAUUGCGCAGAGAUAUACCAUGCCACGGUCACCGCAACGCGAAUCCUCUUCCACACCCCGUCCGUCGAGAUCACCAAUCGUAUUGUGCGCAAGUAUAGGCGCUUCAGCGAUCGAUUUCUUCGGGUCCGCUUCGAAGAUGAGCCAUACAGGGGCCAAACAAGGCUCUAUCCCGCAACAAAUGGCAAGAUGAAGCUCAUCUUUGAGAGAGUUCGUCGUACACUGAAAAAUGGUAUUCUUCUUGGUGAUCGACAUUACGAGUUUCUCGCGUGGGGCAACUCACAGCUCCGAGAACACGGAGCAUACUUCUUCGCUGCCUCACAGAACCCCGUCAUCACCGCCGACAGUAUUCGCAGAGAAAUGGGCACUUUUGACCACGAAAAGGUUGUCGCAAAGCGAGCCGCGCGAAUGGGCCAGUGCUUUUCUACUACGAAACCAGUUCCGGUGCUCAGCAGAAACAGUUGGAAAAGAGACCCGAUCCCGGACAUAGUCAAUGGUCCUUACACUUUCACUGAUGGGGUGGGUAAGAUCUCUCCUCUUGCUGCUCAGCUUGUCAAAACAAAUCUCAAACUUGCUGGCGAGCACCUGCCUUCAGCAUUCCAAUUUCGACUGGGUGGCUGUAAGGGCGUCCUGGCGGUGGAUCCCAAGCUCAAUGGCGUUGACAUCAAAAUCCGUCCGAGUCAGUACAAAUUCAGCUGUGAGUCCGAUGAGUUGGAGAUCAUUCGCGUCUCAGAAUUCUGGCAACCAUUCCUCAACCGACAGAUCAUUUUGGUACUCUCGGCGCUCGGCGUCCCUGAUCGCGUAUUCUUGCACAAGCAAUUGGACUGCAUAAAGGCAUUGGACGCCGCUCUCGUGGAUGACAAAGCUGCCUUGCGAGCGUUGCGCUCCACCGUUGACCCCAAUUCAAUCACCCUGAGCAUCGCUUCCUUGAUAGAGGCCGGGUUCAGUCACAUCCAUGAACCCUUUGUGACGUCUCUGAUACGGCUUUGGAGGGCCUGGACCUUGAAAUACCUGAAGGAGAAAGCAAAGAUCCCGAUCACUCAAGGAGCCUUCGUGCUCGGUGUUGUCGAUGAAACGAGGACACUUCGUGGCCACAUCAACGAUAUGCAGCCUGGACCUGGCGCAAGCGAACAGGAGAAGGAGAGAUCGUUGCCAGAGAUCUUCAUCCAAUACACAGACCCGGAACAAAAGGGAGUGCGCCGCAUUGUGGAAGGAAUUUGUGUCAUUGCCCGGAAUCCGUCCUUGCACCGAGGUGAUGUACGAGUGGUCAAAGCCAUUGAUGUGCCACAUUUACACCAUCACUGUGAUGUGGUGGUCAUGCCAGCGACUGGAGAUCGUGACUUGCCAAGUAUGUGCUCAGGCGGUGAUCUCGACGGAGAUGACUACAUUGUGAGCUGGGACCCAGAUCUCAUUCCUUCGGAAUGGAAUGCCGAACCCUUUCAUUAUAACGCUCCGAAGCCAAUACAGAAAGAGCAGAUAUCUAUCGACGAUAUUAUCAAUUUCUUCUACGAUUACAUGCAGAAUGAUUUCCUCGGAAGGAUCGCCAAUGCUCAUCUCGCAGCUGCUGACUACCUCCAUGACGGAAUCAACAGCGAGCAAUGCCUCAAGCUUGUCGGGCUCCAUUCGUUGGCCGUUGAUUAUCCCAAGACCGGCAUCCCUGCCGAGAUGAGUCGAGACCUUGAACGGAACAACUGGCCUCACUUCAUGGAAAAGAAGCGAGCAGGAGGAUACCGUUCUAAGAAGAUUUUAGGUCAAUUGUACGAUGCAGUUGAGCGAGCAAAAUUUAAGCCGCAUUGGUCAGGCAACUUCGACCAGCGAAUCCUCCUGCAUACACCAGCAGAUGAGAUCAGAGGUAUUGUCAGCAAUAUGAAAAAGAGUUACGAUGAGAGUAUGCGGCGCAUUAUGGCUCAACAUCAAAUUGGUUCCGAGUUUGAGGUUUGGUCUACGUUUGUACUCCACCACAGCAAAGUGUCUAGAGAUUUCAAGUUCCAUGAAGAGAUUGGACAGCACGCCAAAACUUUGAAGGACCAAUACUACGAAGCACUCUGCCAGGAGGCUGGAGGACAUGAGACUGAGAAGCUUAAGCCAUUUGCGAUAGCAGCUUAUCAUGUCACUCACGACGAAUUUCGAGAGGCACAAAUCCAUCAGCAAGACGUCCAAGAGGAUGACUCAGAGUCUGCUGAUUCAGAUAUACCAGGCUUGGCUUCUUCGACAAUGCCGUUUAUAUCCUUCCCCUGGGUUCUUCAGGAUACACUGGUGAAAAUUGCAAGGAACACAGUUCUGCAUGACGGAGGCGAGGCAUUGCAGACUGCUGAUCAACGGUCAACGCGUAGUGACGACGCGGUACAAGUGGAGACUGACCCCUUCCUUGAAGGAUUUGGUCGUAAAUGGACCUAUUAUGGGGAGCAUUUGCCUGAUCCGUAUAUUCCUGUCACGGAGCGCGCGGACAAGGCUCUGUCAGAAAUAAUACCGAACGAAAUGUUACGCGCAGGGACGAUGCCACCACCUCCUCCAAGGGAAAGCCCAACAGCAAAGCCUUCGCCUAGCGAACGACACUUUCUCGACGCAUUCGGAAACAUGGACGAUCAAGCCGUGUCUGAUAUCAGCUCAAUGGUUUCUUCCAACGUACCCUCUGUGGUCUUAAGUAACAUGAGUGCAUCCACCAGCUCAGACGAUAUCGACCCUCCCCCUUCCCCUGAGUGUCUUACAUCUCAGGUCCUGCCAUCUUCCCGAAUCUCCAGCUCUAAUGACACGGGCCGGUUCCAGGACCUCCGGAUGCCGACUUCAAAUAAUAUCCAUCCACUUGCCGUUCACGAGAAACUGCCGCUCAAAGACCCGGUUUUGAUGACACAGGAAGAGCUUCGCGCCUUUGGGGGUGAUAGUGGUGAUGAGGAUGACUUUACCUUCUAA
Molecule: messenger RNA, 4236 nt
Organism: Fonsecaea nubica
Lineage: Eukaryota; Fungi; Ascomycota; Eurotiomycetes; Chaetothyriales; Herpotrichiellaceae
Exons: 2
Coding region: 1-4236 (1411 amino acids)
Biological process (GO): siRNA processing
Cellular component (GO): nuclear RNA-directed RNA polymerase complex
Molecular function (GO): nucleic acid binding; RNA-directed RNA polymerase activity
Source: RefSeq, a predicted model, not a curated record